Messenger RNA from Paramecium primaurelia, 506 nucleotides. The record is from the annotation of a GenBank genome assembly. NCBI's taxonomy places the organism in Eukaryota, Ciliophora, Oligohymenophorea, Peniculida, Parameciidae.
AUGAAUGAAUUAUUAUUAGAUUAAAUUCCAUAACUUGUUGAUAUGCUAAGAUCUUUAGAAGAAUUAUCCCUUAUGUAAGUAUAAACUUAAAGUAAAAAUACCACAGUAGUUCAGUAAUUGCCUGAAUUACGUAUGGCAAUAUGUAAAUAUAAGAAUUGGAGUUCUAUUGCUUAGAAAUAGAAAGAAGAAUAUUUCUAAAUUAAUGAUCCAAGUAUAAAAGAAGGUAUUAUAUCUUAAUAAUCUAAAUAGAUAUUAAAAGAAUGGCUGAACUCUAUUCAAAUACAGUAUUUGAAGGUAUUAUUGAUGGAUUUAAAUGUGAAAAAUGCACAAAAGAAGCUACUAAGAGAUGUUCUCGUUGCAAAUAAGUAUGGUAUUGUAGCAAAGAUUGUUAAGUUGGUGAUUGGCCAAAACAUAAAUUGAAUUGUUAAAUAAUCAAUACAUAAAAAUAAGAGGAUACUAAAUAAGUGGAUAAAUAAUCAGAUAAAUUAUUAGAUUAAAUUGAUUGA